CCUGCCGGCCGGACAGUCACCCAGCGAGCUGGAGGCCGGGAUCUCCGAGCCUCCAGGGCCUGGCAGCGAGCGCUUGCCCAGAGCGAGCAGCCCCCCGGGGGCUCUCUCGGCCGCAGCCGGUGGGCGAGGCAAUGGCAGCGGGCAACGCCGGGCACUGGGGCCGCCUGGAGUCCGCCCUGCGCAGCCGCCUCUGCCUCCUCCGGGACAGGUGGGCCCGGGGGCCGAGUCAACGCGGCGGGCAGGCGGCGGCCGCGGCCACAGAGCGGUCGAGCAGCGGCAUCGAGGAGGCCGGCGAAGACGUUUGCGCCCUGCAGACGCUGCCGAUUGAUGUGCAGUUAUACAUUAUGUCAUUUCUCUCACCCCAAGACCUGUGCCAUUUGGGAAGCACAAAUCAGUACUGGAGUUUAACUGCGCGGGAUCCAUUGUUAUGGCGAUAUUUUCUCUUGCGGGAUCUCCCUUCUUGGUCUUCAGUUGACUGGAAAUCACUUCCAGAUGUGGAAAUCUUUAAUAAAUCAUUUUCUGAGCUAAAUGAUAAUGCAUUGUAUGACUACAUGACAAUAUACAAAAAGAGCUGUCCUCCGAGUAGACAUUUGAAAUCAAGCCGUCCCACAUAUGGAGCUGUGACUACCUUCCUUGUACAAUCACUGGUCACGCAAGCAGAACCUCGCUUUGCCCUUUUUGGACCAGGUUUAGAAGAAUUGGAUGAAUCUUUGGUGCGAAGAAUGAUGACUUGCCCAGAAAUUUUGCCUGUAGCUGGCUUACCUCAAAGACAAAUCCAUGGGAUUGGAUCAGGAGUCAGUUUUCAAUUUAAUAACCAUCGAAAUUUCAAUAUUUUGACAUUGUAUUCAACUACCAGCAUGGAAAGGAAGAGAGCAAGAACAGAGCAAACUGUUACAGUCAAUAAGAUGUUUUACCAAGAAAACAGCAUAGGGGGCAAUCAACAGGCAGUACACUACAAUGUAAUUGCUCAAGUUAAAAAAGUGUGCGAAGUAGUUGAUGGAUUCAUCUAUGUUGCUAAUGCGGAAGCUCAUAAAAAACAUGACCGUCAAGAUGAAUUUGCUCGUAUUUUGGCAAUGCUAGAUCCAACUCUUGGGCCUCCAAACAGACCUGUACUGAUUUUGUCCUGCACCUCUGAAGUUGGCAUUAAAAGAAUCCCUUGUGUUUACAUGGCACAUCAACUGCAAUUAAAUCUGCUAAAGCAACCAUGGAUGGUAUCUUCACUUCUUAAAAUAUUUGUUUUCUUUUUACUCAUCCUCUUUAUAUUGUCUUGUGAGUGAGCAGUAAUGUUUGAAGUGGGCUUUAAUUUAAAUGUUAGUGGCACACUGUAGUUAAAGGAGAACUGCCAGGCAGUAAAGCCUAAAUACAGAUUUUAGAUCAAAUAUUUUCCUUUGCCUUCAUAAGGAUAAUGUUGGAAAGCUUUGUGUAUUUUUAAAACAUACCGCUGUUAUUUAGAAGAUUACAUAAUUUGAA
Messenger RNA from Terrapene triunguis (Three-toed box turtle), 1470 nucleotides. RefSeq names its product F-box protein 4 (gene FBXO4). The coding region runs from base 132 to 1277 and encodes 381 amino acids. Lineage: Eukaryota; Metazoa; Chordata; Testudines; Emydidae. The transcript is spliced from 6 exons. Gene Ontology annotation, cellular component: SCF ubiquitin ligase complex. Gene Ontology annotation, molecular function: protein binding. The record is from RefSeq and is a predicted model, not a curated record. Gene Ontology annotation, biological process: protein polyubiquitination; SCF-dependent proteasomal ubiquitin-dependent protein catabolic process.